GCUUGGUUGUGGCGGAGUUUGCUCCCGUGCAGCUCGUAAGUUUUCUUCUCCCGAAAAGAUGAUCAUUUUGACGGGUGACGAUGAACAUCAUGAGAUAAUUCUGGUACUACUACUAGAAAAAUCAGCAUCAGCUACAGGUCGUGCAAGUGUUGACUACAGAGAGCAGUAGAAGAGUGCGGUUGAUUUAAUAAGUACCUUCCGUGCCCAGGAGGAUGGACGCGACGUACUACCUCCAGAGCGCCCAGGAGGCCGGCGGUGAGCUGCUGGAGCCGGUGUCGAGCUGGGGCGCUCGCAUGUCCUCGGGGGCCAUCUCGUUUUUUUCGGCCGCCGACAUCGCGGGUUUUCCGCUCACCGAUGUCGCCAAGUACUUCUCGGAAGCCAUGCGUCUUUCCGACCCCGCGAAUCUGAAGAGCGGGCUCAGCAACAUCCACAGCAUCGUGCGGGGUUCUUAUGGCUAGUGAAAAUCCUCACGGGUUUACUGGGUUUCUCUUUCUGAUGCUGCCGAGCCAUUUUAUUCAAUCAAUUUUCUUGCAUGACUUGGAACCUCUACCACAAAAUGACAUCGGAAACUCCCCUCGUUCGGGAACGAGGCGCGCAAUACCCGGAUUUUUUCAAAAAGUGAGAACGCAGCGAGUUUUCGUGUGGGCUCUCGUUCCGGAACGAGAAACGAAGUGAGAACUCACUGAAUUGCCACUCCAGGACUUUUUAAAAAGUGAGAACGCAGUGAAUUCUUGCGCGGCUUCUCGUUCCGGAGCGAGAAAUGGAGUGAGAAUUUACUGAAUUCUCACUCCAGGACUUUUCAAAAAGUGAGAACUCAAUGAGUUCUCACUUGGUUUUCGUUUCGGAACGAGAAAUGGAGUCAGUAGAAUUUAGUGAAUUCUCAAUCCCGGUAAAAUCGGGAUCCCAAAGUGGGACUUUUCAAAAAGUGAAUAUUCACUGAAUUUUCACUCGAUUUCUCGUUCCGGAACGAGAAGCCGAGUGAAAAUUCAGUGAGUAUUCACUUUUUGAAAAAAAUAACUUUUGGAGCAUGCAUGUUUCUGGAGAGAGGCUUCGGCUCCCGGGCGGAGUUAAAAUUUUCCGAAAGUGAAUACUCACUGAAUUUUCACUCGAUUUCUCGUUCCGGAACGAGAAGCCGAGUGAAAAUUCAGUGAAUUUUCACUUUUUCUUUUUGAAAAAAAUCACUUUUGGAUCACGAAUUUUCCGGGAGAGAGACUUGAGCUCCCAGAGUGAAAAUUUUCAAAAAGUGAAAAUUCAGUGAAUUUUCACUCGAUUCCUCGUUCCAGAACGAGGCCUCGUUCCGGAACGAGGCCUCGUUCCGGAACGAGAAAUCGAGUGAAAAUUCAGUGAAUUUUCACUUUUUGAAAAUUUUCACUCCGGAGGCGAAGUUUUCCCGGAGCGCGAAUUCGGGAAGCAGGAUUUUUCCAAAAGUGAAAAUUCACUGAAUUUUCACUCGAUUUCUCGUUCCGUAACGAGAAACCGAGUGAAAAUUCAGUGAAUAUUCACUCCUGGAACAAUCUCACUCCGCUAUUUCGAAAAGUGAAUUACUAGGCUUCUGGUUCUUCCGGAGCAAGGGCUCGCUGAAUUACCACCCCAGAGAAAAGCUAUCUCAUCCCGGAAUCAUUCUAGAAGUGGGAUUUUCGUAGAGUGGCAAUUCAGUGAGUUAUGACUACAUGAACAAAAAAAAACCGCAAGCGCUGACCUUUUACAGCACACAUGGCAGAAAUAGGGCGAGGGCUACCGAUUCAAAUUGCAGGACGUUCCGUAAGCGUGUUGCUCUGUCGCUAGUAGCGUUUGCUGCAUGGCGCGAAAAAUUUUUUGCGAGCCUUCUAAUUGCAGCGCGCUAUUGCCCGCGCCACAUCGCCGAUAGGAACGCCCUGCUACACUGCCUGCAAGGUGCCUGUGAUGUCGUUCGUAAGCCACGCCCGAUUUUUGUGGUUCGCAACGUCGCCCGAUGUUUUGGCUUCAGUAUGUUUAAAACGCUCAAAGUUGUAGCAUUUGGGCUCUCGUUCCCCAACGAGGGGAGUUUCCGACGCAAAGGGGGGGGAUUUUCCAAGUCAUGUUUUCUUGCAUGUUACGGCAGCCUAGCUCUUUGAUCGCAGCAAGACUGGUAGCUGAUGGUCGAUGUCAUGAUCAUCAUGAUCAUGAACUAGCAUUUUCUUGCCUAGCGAAAGUGAGUGAAGUGAAUCGGAGUCAAUAAAGAGGUGAUGCGGAAGCCGCGUCUCGUCUUUCCUUCUUGACGCGAAGUGAUGAACUUGAACUAAACUCGUGUACUUUUCACUACCAUAGUCCUAUCGGGUUGUAUGCCGCUUUGGCGACGCCGGAAAACACGAGUAACCUCGCAGAGCUGAUGAAGUUUCGCGACACGGUCAUGUGCGACAAGGCGGCCAGCUUGCUUAUGGCGUUUUCAACUGUUACAUUCUCAACUGCAAGUCCUCUUGCAUCACAAAUUACAAUUAGGCACGGACUUAGAUGUUGUUUAGCCCUUCGAUAAUUUGUCAUGCGAAGCAGCUUGAUCGUCUUGUGGCUCAUGGUCAUUUUGCAUGACAAAUCACGCAACAGUUGAGGAUGUAACGCUUGGGAGACCCAUAUUGCUCAGCGGCGUGAUGUGCAGAUACCCAGCAAAGUUUACCACCGCACAGGUCAAGGCAUAUGGAAGCAAAACAGAACUUUGUACUUAAUUCGACAGGCGCCUGAGGGUCAUUUGCAUUUCCAUUUCAGUACUUACAUGCGUGGCCGUGCACGAACCGAGAUGUCGGCGACUACCAUUUGAUUUCAUUUCUUCAUCUUCUUGACAUGCAUCUGCAUUUAGCAUUGAUAUGGUUGCAUAAGUUGUCACGCCAGCAUGUGCAUGUUGGAAAAAAAAAAAAAAUGGAUACGAAGACAGACACUUAAUCGCGCCCAGCUAUAGCCAUUAAUCUGUCGACAUCGUUCAUGAAAGAAGACUAGGCACCGUCGAUCGCGUUCUUUUUUCGUUUUCAUACUGGCUGCUCGGAAUACAGCGGUACCGAGGCGGGUAAACUCGACGUUUUGGCAAAUCUUCUGAAGUGCUCCGAUUGGCGAUCGGUAUACUAAAAAACACUGGAUUUAUUUUCCUGCUUUUUUUCGGGCCUUUGCCAUCGAAAUUUGUGAAGUAGACGCUGAGACUUCUUUAUCUUUGUCUCACGAAAUUCUUUUCAUCGAAAAAAGACAACUAGCAAAUUUUGAAGAGUCUCUGUUAAAAAAAACUCUCAGACCCUUUUUCCGCCGAUGCAGAUGCGAAUUUUGAGUGGCGUUUCCAGUAGCAGCGUUCCGACCAUGUACAAAGCACUGAUGUGUGUCUGGCUCACGAGCUUUAACAAAGGUACUGAUUUAUUGAUUCAUUUUGAUUUUCGUUUUUCGUGCGACGAAUCCGUCGCUCCUGCUCCUCGCCGGCGAAUACUCGACCGAAGAUGAUGUACAACAUCUACAUCAUCGAUCCAUUAUACAGACGCAGGACGCAUGAUCUUCACAAUCACAAACAAAAUGAAAAUAGUUUUCAAAAAAAAAAAACAGACGUCGAGAUGCCAACCAGCGUGAUUUCGAGUAUCAACGAGAUUUUGAAGACGGUGCGCACUGAGAAAGUGAUCCGCAUUGCGCUCAUGGCAAUAGAAAACCUGCUCGCGAAGAAGACCAUGUGUGAAGGUACAGGAUUUAUUGUUUUCGUUUUCAAGGGGUAGUUUUUGAAAGAACAGCAUUUGUCAGCCCUUAUCACGAUCGUCCGAUCGUCGUUAAGGUCCUUGUCGCGCAUCAUGAUGUUGAAGGGGAACAAAUUGAAGUUCAUUUACCUAUUUCACGCCAGCUCGUCUGCGCAAACACAACAGGAGGCCCUGCUACAAACAUGGAAAAAAAAUGGAACAGAAUAAAUCGUAUAAACUGUCCAACUCCACCAAUUUCAUCAUCAUCGAAAUUCAAAUUUCUUCCAAAAUCAGAAAUGGCGGAGCAGGAGACGAUGAACCUGGUGUCCGCCCUGGAAUAUGAGAAGUGGAGGGACCCGGAGCUGAUCGCCCUCAUCAAGAAGCUGAUCUCUGCGCUGCAGGCGGAGGUCAAGAUCUUGACCAAUUUCGAGCGGUUCGAACGGGAGGUCAUGUCCGGCAGGCUCAAGUGGGGAUUCAUCCACAGUGAAAAGUUCUGGCUCGAAAACGUAUUCAUUUACUUACUACAUGAUUUCGAUUUGCGAUGUUUUUGAAAAUACUGAAGAGUACAGUAGAGUACAACAUGCCAACAUCAACAGAAACGAAAGGGAAACAAGCCGCGUCAGCUACAUCUUACGCAAGUACUCCACCACUGCUUAGCCUUACAAAAAUGCAGGUUUUGAAGUGCGAGGGAAGCAACUUCAAGGUGAUCGACCACCUGAUGGUGUAUCAAACAAAAAAGUGUUAAUGUUAACGAUUUUCAUAGAUUGCAAAUAUGCAUCACAAAUUUUGCCUGGUAUGCAUGCUAUACAUGACAAAGUUGGGGGGCACGUAGUUUUGUGAUGUACUACUGCAUCACAAAUUCCGUUAACGUUAACACUUUUUCCUGUGAUAUUGUGAUUGUGCGAACCAGUAAGGACGCAGAAACUCUCGCGGUAUCAAAUGUAAAAAUGUCUGGGUCUGGAAACUUGUAAUGCUGUGUUGGGAAUAGUGAAUGCUCUGUAAUGCACAACCAAGCAUGAGAAAUAUCUGCGCUGCUUUGUGUUGCGUUUUUCGCAUGAGACACUGCGUUUUUGCAUGACAGGCAUAAGGGUCUCGUCGUGGACACGCAUCACAAACUUUUUUGUCAUGCCAGACAAGCAUGACACCCCUCUUCCAGACCCAGACAUUUUUACAGUUGAUACGCGGUCGCCUGCCACGAUCUUGGGGAAUUCGCCCGCCUGCAUCCCGUCGGUAUACGAUUGUUGAGCCUAGUGUUUUUUGCAUGAUGAUGCUCACCUUUUUGUUUUCGAUGCAAAAUCUCAGCCAUCCUCCUCAACAGUACUAUAAUUCUAAUUGCGAAGAAAAUCCUAAUCCUGUUCCUCCAUUUGACUCUGUAGGUAAGCACAUCGCAACAACGCGUGGGGCUAAGGACAAAAUGCUGGAGCUGAUGUCCAUAUCCCGAAGGACUUCAUAUGGUCAAGUAGAGGCAAAAAACAAACCGAUUUAGAUGAACUAAACCACGCGUACCAUCGGGUCGUGUCUAUUUGUAGCUACGAUACAGCCUGCAGAUGUUUCCACCCGUUCUUGCCGCGGUAAUAUGCUAUGUGCGGUUCUUGCAGCGAGCCUCCAUUCGCCACGAUUCUAGAUCGAGGAUCAACAUAUGCAUGUAACGACGUCCGGCUGGAAAUAUCUUCAAUAGUUGCUGAGUCCUGAUUUUCCACAACGUGACCAGAAGUUCCCGAGGGAUAUUUCGCUAGCCAGCGUGAGGUGGCCCGGGAAGCCCUGCUGUGCGUGCAGAAGUUGAUGCUGCAGAGCUCGGGGUUGAACGCCAUCACUGCUUCGGCGUGAGGAGCUACAACAGCAGAGACAAUUACAAAGGGUAGUAGUUGUGCAGCUCUCUACCUGCCCUGCGGAGGAGUACGUGCCGGUUUUUACGUAGAACGGGAGAAACAGGAUGGAUCUAGUUAGUUUCAAUUUGCAGUGCGUUUUGCAACUACUACAUCAUCCCGCAGAUGAGCUAGUUCUUAAUUUUGUGACAUGAAAGAGGAGACGGUGAUGUCGCUGCACAUUUACCUCCGAAGAUGAUUUUUUCUGAACGCUAUUCAAAGUACUUCAUAUACAUAAACCUACUUCGUCUUUGUCGACGUCCUGUCAAAGACUACUCACGAGAUGGGUUCGAACAUUCGUUCUUCUGAAAUAUUAACCAUUAAAAGCAAGUUCACGACCCCAGCAGGAGGACGAGUAGAGCACCGCUAUCGGCAGCGCAGCUGAUCGGAAUAAAGGCGGCAGAACUUCUUCUUGCUUCACCUCUACUCGAUCGGAUCACGAGGAAGUCGAAGUAAAGAACUUCAGCUCGGAAGUAGAGCGUCGAAGGGGACGUAGAAGUUCACCUCUUUUCAUCAUCAGCUGCCACCUGUCAAAAAAGCGAAGCCGUUGUCUGAAAAUAACAGACACAGCGGACGAAAACGAAUCUUGACUUGUUAGACUGAAUGGUACUACAAGGAGAUGAAAUAGAAACAAGACAAAAGAAACAUCCGUUCGUUGUCCUUAAGAUUCUAAUUACGUUGGUCAAAUUGAAUACUUGCGGACCGCAAUAUCAGCGUCGUCCGCAGAGAGUGACGAGGGAAAUUAUAGCCACCGGAAAAACGACGACGACCCUAUGGCCCCAUCAGUCAAUUUUUUGGCGUGCAG
This is a messenger RNA of Amoebophrya sp. A120, 6323 nucleotides long. The record is from the annotation of a GenBank genome assembly. NCBI's taxonomy places the organism in Eukaryota, Dinophyceae, Syndiniales, Amoebophryaceae.